Molecule: messenger RNA, 887 nt
Organism: Hipposideros armiger (great roundleaf bat)
Lineage: Eukaryota; Metazoa; Chordata; Mammalia; Chiroptera; Hipposideridae
Product: protein GPR108-like
Exons: 3
Coding region: 111-404 (97 amino acids)
Biological process (GO): transport
Cellular component (GO): Golgi apparatus; membrane
Source: RefSeq, a predicted model, not a curated record
UGAGCCCCGCUGCUCAGCUGUCUGCCUGUGAUCCGCCAGCCCUACCCAGGCAUCCCCAGUGGUCCCGGUGGUCUCACCGCCCAGGUGGUCCCUAGGCCCCAUGUCCACUCAUGUGCCUGCAGGUCAUCUGUUACGUCUACUUCACGCGGAUCAUUGCCAUCCUGCUGCAGGUGGCCGUGCCCUUCCAGUGGCAGUGGCUGUACCAGCUCUUGGUGGAGGGCUCCACUCUCGCCUUCUUCGUGCUCACGGGCUACAAGUUCCAGCCUGCUGGUGACAACCCGUACCUGCAGCUGCCUCAGGAGGAAGCGGAGGACGUGCAAAUGGAGCAAGUAGUGACCGAUUCCGGGUUCCGGGAAGGCCUGUCCAAAGUCAACAAAACAGCCAGUGGGCGGGAGCUGUUGUGAUCAUCCCCCAUCUCUGACUGACCGACCGUGCUCCUUUGUCCUCCUUUGCUCAUACACAUUCCUCACUCCAGCUUCUCUCCAAAAUUGAGAGGGAUGAGUAGGAGGGGGACUGGUGUGCAUAAGGCUCCCAGAGGCCUGUUCAUCUGAACCCCGCUGCUCAGCCCUCUGCCUAUGAUCCACGGGCCCCAACCCAGGCAUCGCAGUGGUCCUGGUGGUCUCACCGGCCCUGUGAUCCCUAGGCCCCAGGUCCCUACAGCCUCCUUUCCCCCAAGCAUGGGGCAUCCCUGUUCCCGUUCAGGACCACCCCCCACUUGCAGUUGUACAAUAAUGUUUUGUUGUUUUUUUGCUACCCUGGUUUCUUGCCUUUUUGGGGGUUGAGGUCUGACACAGAGGUUGUAUUUACAGUUUAGAAACUUAUACUCAAUUGGGGGUGUGUUGCAGUAUCCGUUGCUUUACACAGGCAAUAAAUAUUAAUUGAGCAAC